AUAUUAGUUCGUUAGUGGCGUUGUCGUUGUCAUAUGUAGGCGUGUUCAGUUGGAGUAAUUAAUCGUUACGACUUGACGUGAGUUUCAAAGUUCUUGUAAAGUGAUCUUCAAUAUCUAAAAAAAUGGCAAACGAAACAAGUUUUCCUAUUUUAUUAAUAGUAUUAUUCGUUUUCUGUUGUAUUCAGCAAGGAUUAUGUAUCAAAUGCUGGGUUUGCAGAUCCGAUUCUGAUCCAAAAUGUGCAGAUCCAUUUGAUAAUACCACUGUACCGAUAACUGACUGUAAACAAGAACCUGACUUAGAGCAUUUGCCAGGUGUAAGGCCUACCAUGUGUCGUAAAAUUCGUCAAAAAGCAUACAAAGGAAACAAGAAAACACAUCGCAGAAAUAACACGACGGCAAGUGCAUCGAGCCAGACUCUCGAUUUCAACCCGACCAUUAUAAUUUGUUUUAUUUCAAACGUAUCGUACGGAGAUAAGGGGACGUUGUACGAUUCCCACACAACCUUAUUGUCUUCUAAGAUUCGUGAGUCAAUGACGGUUUUGAUGUAGGCGCGCAAGUUUCGUGCGAUUAUUUCAUCGAGUUACGUAACUAUAGAUAAUGAUGCCAAAGAUCACAGUCUGACCAUCUAGAUAUCUAGUCCAUCGUUAUAUACCUUGACUACGUAGCUGUUGACGCGCGUGAAGCCAAAAUUCUGUGGUAAGUGACGAGCACCCAGUACCGUCACAUGCAGCGCUUUCUCGUUGAUCGAAUGAACGAUCCUAAUGCCCACUUCCGGUUCCAGAUUCACCGUGCGAUCUAACGGCGUGGACACGGUCUUCAGCCCCGUGUCUAUAAAACUCUUGAUCUUUGCCAAAGCCAUUAUGGACGUUCACUGCUGGAUGUUCUCGAUAGAUAUGUGUCUUCUUAUCGAUCUCGAGCGAUUAAUAAUAACUCAUGGUUGGAGCAAUGACAAUUCAUGAGAUCAUCAAUAAUUCAAUAUCCCUUGACAGGUCGUUACUGUAAAACAGAGAAAGCAAAAUCUCGUCAAAAUUACAAAAAUAAUAACAUGGAAGGCAAUAUCUGGAUACUCCAAAACCUCUACUAAAUUGCUUGCUUUCGUUAUCUAUCAUAUGCUUUAAUCGAUAAACAGUCGUGUUUUUUACGCUUGAAGCCGACUUGCCACGAAAGCCAUUGACAAUAAUCAAGCGCCGGUGUUUACCGCGCUUUGGUGCAACGCUCUUCGCGGUUCUAGACAAGCGAUAAGACCCCAACGGAAACAGUUGAGUUGCGAUCAACGUCGAUGAGUAACGGUAAAUUUCAAAGUGACUCGCUGAUCGUUCGAACAAGACUACGAAGUUGCUCUGUCUCCUUGACAAUCUCUUAAACUUCGAGCAAAUUCGAUCAUAAAAACAGGUGAUUAUAUCUAUCAGCUGUUCCAUCGAACGUGCUCCAUCCUCAUAAAUAUAGAAUCUCAAGUUAUAAUAAGAUCACGAAAGGAAUUUAUUCGAAGAACUGUAUCUAACGAUCGAACUUUCUCCAACCGAGGAAAAUUGUCCCGGUCACCGGGCGUUGUCACCUGUUCUUCGGGAGAAAAGUCCGCUUAGAAACAGCGUACAUACCAUAGUCACGAUGAUUUCGUCUGGCUGUGAAGCGUGGCUUGGAACUGGCCGUCGAAACUCGAAGAAACUGGCCGGUUUCUCGAUGAAGCACGUUGCCAAGGAACGUUCACUAGGCGCGUUUACGACGAUUAUCCAGGACGAAGCGUAAGAUCACCGUUUCCAUGACCACAAAGGCGAAUAUAAACACGUAGCAGGAUAAAGGUUGCGUGUCUUUCACUGGCCAUGCACUACAUCGCCACACGGCUCGAUCUCUUCAGCUCUGUUACGCAUCGUGUGGCUGAUUUGAGAUAAGACCAUAUACGUCACUGAGAAUCACUAGAGUUUUUGUCUAAUACGUAGACACACGCGUGUUAGGAAUUAAAAGCAAUUACACGUUGAAUCGUUACCUAGAGCUUCGAACGACGCGCUACCAUGGUAUGCGACCGGCGCUCUCGCGUGGGUUCCCUUUAUAAGGGGGCAAACCGACUGCAAGCCAGGGACGGAUUAUUUUGAAGGUACUAUUUUUCGGGCAUCUGUAUUACCGUGUAAAAUUUUGAUUCCUUAGAAAGAUUUUAGUAAUUUUGAGGAAAAUUUUCAAGAUAUAGAAAUUUUUCAAGAUAUAGAUACGAAUAACAAGUUAUAAAUAUCAUAGAUAUUAUAAAUGAAAUAGAUAUUAUACAUUAUAAAUAUAAGUAUGAAACUAAACACGAAGGAACUGCUAGUUGAUGAGAUUGAUACGAAAAGCAUAUUCUGCCAUUUACAUUAUUAUCUAUUAAUGUGUGUUAUUAUUUAUAAUAAGGCACAUUAGUGUGAUCGACAGGAAUGAUGUAAUCUACAUCUUUAAUGAAUAUUAUUACGUUCAACGUUUCACGAUUUGUAAUUCAGCAUAUGUUUCUAUAAAUAUUCGUAUAAUAUUUAUUACAUGUGAUAUGUAACGUGUAAUACAAGUUGAGAUGGCAGAUAAAGAAUAGAUUUGUUAAUUGGCUGCAAAUAUUCGCCAUAAGUGUUUAAUUUUCGAGCAGAAAUGUAUUUCAUUCAUUAGGAUAGGGCAUGUGGAGUUAUUUUCACGCUCCUGUUGCAAAAACUGGCCAGUCGUACUAAAGUAGAGUCACUACUCGUACACUUCAUCGUAUAAUCUUUAUAGACUUUACUGGGUUCCUGACGCCUGUUGCGCACACAAGGUCGCGCAUUGAUGUGCGUGUGAAUGUUUGUAACAGUAUGGUUACACGUACAUGAGGUGUAUGCGUGAGUAAAUACAACGUAGUGAAUGAGAGUGUAUAAAUACAGUGCCGUAGAAACGACAAACGUAGCCCUUCGUCCCGUAGUAUACAGGACAAUUUCAAGUGUAUUAUGAUAAUAAAUUACAUAAUCAAAUUAGAUUAGGAAAAUCCAUGAGAAAUGUAGAUAUGUAUUAAAAAUACUUAUAUUAUGACUUUUUAUUUAUGUCACUGUUUAAUCAGUUUUUGUAUCUUUUAAUUAAUGAUUAACCGGUAGAUUUCGAAUAAUUAAUAAUUAGACAGAUUCAUUAUUACUUUUAUUAUUAAAGGAAGUAACGAGAAAGAUUGCAAGUAAUAAAAGAAAGGGAUAUCAAAUUGAUGCGUAGUAGAUCUAAUUGUAAUGUGUAACAAUAUCAGAGACAAACAACAGAAUUCCAUAUGCAUUCCAUAAUGUAGCACAGUGUAUUGUGUCGCAUAAAAAACUAAUCGCGAAGAUGAUCGCGGCAUCAUGAAUAGAUGUAUAAAAUGCAAUAUAUAUGUAUAUUUAUUUAUUUA
Molecule: messenger RNA, 3349 nt
Organism: Bombus terrestris (buff-tailed bumblebee)
Lineage: Eukaryota; Metazoa; Arthropoda; Insecta; Hymenoptera; Apidae
Gene: crok
Exons: 3
Coding region: 123-548 (141 amino acids)
Biological process (GO): sleep; regulation of synaptic transmission, cholinergic; positive regulation of voltage-gated potassium channel activity
Source: RefSeq, a predicted model, not a curated record